UAAUCUUUUGGAAUUAACAUUUCUCAUCAUCAGGUCGUGGUGUAGUUGCUACAAGGGAUAUUACAAGAGGUGAAUUUAUAGCUGAAUAUGAAGGGCAUCUGAUUACAGAAGAAGAACUUGAAAGAAGGGAAGAACAAAUAGAAAGUGUCUUCAGAUAUGAAUUCACCUGGAAAGGAAAGAAACUAUGCCGGAUCAUCUGUUGGUGUACCAACCCUUGGACCUCUUUCUCCUAGAGUCCCACAGAGUCCCACUAAGGAACGCCUUGAUCCUCAAAAUUCAUCACGAUGUAAUGAUGGAGCUGGAUCAUCUGGUGGUGUAUCAGCCCCUGGACCUCUUUGUCCUCCUAGGAAAAAUCCUACCCUGGUACCCCUCAAUCGUCAGGAAGAUUCAUCAAGAGAACGGAGGUACACGAGAUGGGAGUCUGGGGAGACGGCUCAACUAAAAGAGUUCUUCAAAGAAUACUUCACAUCAACUCAAACAAAACUUCCAUCAAGAGCAGAAAUUAGAAAAUUCAAAAUGAGAUUUCCAGCCUUCAGACAUGAUGUAAGGACCAUAGCAACCAAGGUCAUGAACGAGGUGCGGAAGACCGAACGACUGACAGAGGAAAGAGUCAAACGACUUGGGAUAAGAUAAUGAGGUGAUGGGCUAACAGGUUAAUCGGGACAUUUCUGGUAACAGUAACACGCAUCUUUUAGGAUAGAUUCAGGAUUGUGCUUAGAAUAAAAUAAACUUACAGUCUUCAUAAAUCCCUUUUGAGUGUUUUCAACAAUCCAAUUAGUGAAGUCUUUCUAUAUGAGCUCACCUGAGCCGAAGGCUUAUAACUGCACAGAUGCUCAUCCCUGCAAAAACUGUCGCCUCAUGGGCAACAGAGCAUGCGGAUAGUGAUUAAUCACCUAAAUAUUAGCUGUGGGGUCAUGCUUGUUAUCAAUUAUUUUAUGGUACUUUGAUGAAUUGUGUUAGGGUCCCUUACAAUCAAGUGGGUGGAGCAUUGGAGGAGUACCCUCUCAUGAUCGAGCUAUGAGGAUUUUAAAUAAAAUAAUGCAUGCAAACAUAUUUUUGAAAUGUGAUUCAGGCAAUUGCAGGGGCAGAGGUAGUUGAUGUCAGAUUUGCUGGCAGGAUUAAGAGUACAUAGGGCCCACAGGGCAACAGUUUGUUCAGGGGUGACCAUUUGGUAGGCAAGUCAGAGGAUCUCUCAAUCAAAUUUAUUGAUAAAAUACUACUAGAGGCAUAGGAUUGAAAGUUGCUCAAUUGAAGCAUGUGGUAAUUACUAAUUUGCAAUUACAUAUGACAAUUGCAUGACAUCAGGUGAGCACCAGGCCCCCUGGGGCUCUUAUCAUUUAUCCCUAACUGCCCUCCAUAGUUUUGGCGAUUGCAUCGCGACCGCUACCAAUUUCAGAUUCUCGCUUUAUGACUUUUUCCCUUGCAGUCUUGUCUUGCACACAUUUUGCAGGGACUGAUUUUUAAAAUUUACAGGGGAGCUAUAAAUAGCUCUCCUAGAGGCUCUCAAGGAGAAUUUUUAGGGGAGCUAAAUUUGUUCUUCACGUAGAAAGAUUGGGGUUACAAGGGGCUCUGUAAAUCACUCCCCAAAAAGCAUUUAAGGGGAGCUUGGGAGAGCAAUCGCUCUCACUCCCCUUAAAUCUUACUCCCUGAUUUUGAUACCACAUUUGUCCUUAUCAGACCUACCUAAGAGGUAUUAUGGGCCAAUUAGCAGACAUGCCAACAAAAAAACGUAUUCCGUACUUUUCUAUCCUCUUUCGCUUCUUUAGGGGGUACUAAGAUCUAUAGAUGUCUAUGAAUGCAUAGCACCAUCAUGCCAUACUGCAUUGCACCUGUCUUCAUAGAAAACAUUUAAUUGUCCAAUGAAUUGUCUAUGUCCCUCAUUUACCAGAACGAAUGCUUUUGGUGCAGGAAUGAAACACUUGUGAAAAUGUAUGUAUGUAUGUUUUCUAUUGAAAAUAAUUGAAUAAUAAAAGGUUUUCAGGUCGACAGGUGGAAUGAGAUUGAUAUUUUUAUGAUCUGAAUAAUUAUUGACAUCUAAUGAGUUUGGUACCCCUUAUCCAAAUGUAAAAGACAAGAAUGCACUUUUAGGUUGGCAGUACUGAAUUAGUAUGCGCAUGUCAUUAAAAAGGCUAUAGCUGCAUAUAUUUGUGUACAUUUACAUACAUUAAUACUUUAUGCAAAUCUGCUGUACUCAUAAAAAUAGAUAAGAAUUGAUUUAUUUCACAUUUGGGAAACAUUAAUCUUCAUUAUUACACAGUUUUCAUGUAAUUUUGUACUUGUUUAGGCUGAAAUUAUGAAAAUAUCCCCCAAAUGCAUAAAAUAUGCAUUAUGAAUAAUUCAUUUCCUAAUUAUGCACAAAAAAAAUGCACAAUUGAUUUUAAAAAAUUACACCACCAGAUUCAGCAUCCAGCAUUCAGAUAAAAUUUAGCUUCUCAGCCUCACUCCAACUAGAGCAUUUUACCCACUGUACAAUAUAUAAAUACAAAUAUAUGUUGUGCUAGUAAUGUCAUGCCUAGCUGAUUCUAGUUCAAACUCGGAGAUGUAAUCAUUAGUCUAGUAAGAUAGAUGAUUGUUUGUUUGUGAAGGCAGCUUUAAUUGCAAAUAAUUGGAAUUAAGUAUUUCAUUGUUGAUUCACCUAACUCUCAGCAGCCUUAUUAAAAAGGCUGUAUAAAAUUAAAUCUGACUUAUUGCCUACCUGAGCAAAUGCCUUCUAAAGCCUCCCCUAAUCUUUUGGGGGUUUACUUCUUUUUUUUAAUGAUGUUGGUGCUGGGAACAAAGCAGGUAUACUUGGCAGACAAUCAGUGUAUAUAUGCAUAAAAAUAUACAUGAUAGCACAGGUACGUCAUU
This is a messenger RNA of Lytechinus variegatus (green sea urchin), 2847 nucleotides long. RefSeq lists its product as uncharacterized. The coding region runs from base 157 to 633 and encodes 158 amino acids. Lineage: Eukaryota; Metazoa; Echinodermata; Echinoidea; Temnopleuroida; Toxopneustidae. The transcript has 5 exons. The record is from RefSeq and is a predicted model, not a curated record.